This is a messenger RNA of Corylus avellana, 1073 nucleotides long. NCBI's taxonomy places the organism in Eukaryota, Viridiplantae, Streptophyta, Magnoliopsida, Fagales, Betulaceae. The record is from RefSeq and is a predicted model, not a curated record.
AAAUUAGACCCGAAUAACCGUGUAAAAAUUCCCUAAGGUUACUUUUCAAAAACAAGAGGGACUACUUCACUUUGCAGUUCAGCUGUUUGAAAAAUUUCCUCUUCAGAAUUGCUAGUGUCAAUAUGGACAAAGCGGAGCUUGAGAGCUUUCUAAAGGUUCUACCUCCUGUAGACUUUUGCUGCGUCUACGGUUCAGCUCUUCAUCCAAACAAUCAUGAAAAGUCAACCAUGGUAGAUUACAUUCUUGGUGUAUCGGAUCCUGAGCAAUGGCAUUCUCAGAAUCUAAAAAUGAACAAAAGGCACUAUGCUUCAUGGCUGGCGCACCUUGGCGGGGCGAGAAUGAUUACUCAAAUUGCUGAUGAAAUCGGUGUUGGAGUACACUUCAACCCUUUUGUUAGUUGGAAUGACAAGAUGUUCAAAUAUGGGAUUGUUCGGAUGCAUGACUUGGUUCAAGACAUACUGAAUUGGGAGAGAUUCUACUUGAGUGGUCGUUUACAAAAACCGGUCCAUAUACUUGUGGAUAAUCUGGAUCUAGAAAAUGUAAACUCUUCUAAUUUGAGGGCUGCAAUCUCUGCUGCCCUCCUCCUUCUGCCACCAAAAUUCACUGAGGAAGAUUUGUAUGCCAAAAUAUGUAGCCUCUCAUAUAUGGGUGAUUUGCGUAUGCUUUUUGCAGAGGACAAAAAUAAGGUGAAGAAGAUUGUACAAGGGCAAUUUGAUUUAUUCCAGUCCAGGUAUAAGUCAUUUCUUGAAGAGUACGAGGCUAAAGAGUUGUUGAGACUCACGUCAUAUGGAAGUCGCCAAACAAAUAUUUCCCAGGAUUGUGGCUUAUCCGUAGCUCGGCAUCUUGUUAAUACCCUUCCUCCAAUGGUCAGAAGCCAAAUGGGCAUGAAGCUAGGAGAGAAGACAAAGCUGAGUGACUCUGGUAUGAACUUCAACUUAUCUUUGGCGGAUUUAUGGUAAAGAGUAGUUUUUGAAGACGCAAAUAGAUUCUAUAGUUUUAUCACUACACAUCUACACUCAUCCCAACUUUGUGCACUCAAUUUUACUGGGAAAAACAUGAUUUGGGUCAUUCAU